CUGCUUCUCUUUGUUUUGCACCGACUGGGCGCCUUACCUCGUCUAUCACUUCAGGCCGCCUAUCUGGUCUACUUGGUUGGCUGUCGCGGGUUGGCUCGUCUGCGUCUCCGGACCAGUGUCAAGCAGGUCAACUGGUUCUCAGGCCACGAGGGUGCACCGGCAGACUCGGCCGCCAUCUUGAGGGCUGAGACGGUGGAGGAGGAGAACGGAGUCGUCGAGCUGGGUCGCAGGAUGAAGUCGUCCGUUCUGUCGCCGAGACUGGUGGACGCCAGUCAUACUCGAUCGGUCGGCCUUGCUCGGCAGACCGAGUACUCGGGCGCUAAGGUGGCAACACAGACUACCACUUUUCCCACCAACCCGACCAGGCCGGUGAGUAGAGCCCUGUCUGGCGACGGCAGCGACGAAGACGACGAGGAGGAGGGGGAGGUGGAUAAGCGUUCUAGGCGCCCUCGAGACAAGGCUAGGCUGACUUCGGAGAUGAAGGACCUGGCGGAGCCGAGUCAGCGGUCCUACAGGGUGCUUCGAGCCCAGCUGAUACACACCAGCCUUGUCCUGCUGCCCGAGAGACGAGCGGUCAGGGUGGAGUGGCUGGCGACUAGGCCGGGUCGGUUCAGCCUCCGUCUGAGGCUUCCAAACUGUGAGCACUCGUUCCGGUUUCGUAACGCUUUGACGACAGAUCUUACAAUACCACUUACUAUACCGUUAAACGAAGGUCUGAUUGUGCGUUAG
This is a messenger RNA of Protopolystoma xenopodis, 729 nucleotides long. The record is from the annotation of a GenBank genome assembly. Lineage: Eukaryota; Metazoa; Platyhelminthes; Monogenea; Polystomatidea; Polystomatidae.